AUGAUGAGUUCCAUCGCGCAGCUUCCGAUAAUGGCGGUAGUCCAAGAUUUGCACUCUGGCGCAGCAGCCGAGUCCAAGCGGCUUUUGCAGGAACAUGUGGUGUUGAAGGAUCACAUCGCGACCCGCAAGACCCGCGAGUUCUUGAAGUCUCAUUUACGACCCGUGCAAGCACCAAUGCUGCCGGAGGCAUCGGCAUCAGGGCUUCUCCAGAAAGUGCAGCAAGCGCCCACAACGACAGUCACGCACAAGUCGUGGCUUUCCAGGAUGGGUGAGGCUUUUGCCAGUGUGAUUAUGGGCCUGGCGAUGAUACCAUUUUCACUGGCAUUGAUGUGGAUGAACGAGCGGAGAAAUGCCCAGCAGGAGACCAUCCUCAAGCUGGGGAAGACGGAGGUCCAAACCAUUUCCUCGAAGUCUGUCGAUGAGACGUUGCACGGGACGCUGGUUCAUCUAAACGACGCAGACGCGACAGGCAUGGAUGAGAUGAAGGACCGGCGGUUCCCCGUUCUGUGCAUGCAGAGUGGCUGCCUGAGGUUGAAGAGCGAGGUUCAAGUGUAUCAGUGGCAAGAGACCAAGACCGAGGAGACGACCAAAGACUCAGUGGGUGGUGGCGAGACGACGACUACGCGGUACGAGUACGACAAGAUCUGGUCUGAUUCGGAAAUAGACUCGUCGUCGUUUCAGCAGCCGUCUCACAGCAACUCGAUAUCUGUUUCCGGUCUGAGCUGUGGCACGGAAGAGACAACCAACGCCACCGUCAAGUAUGGUGAGAGCCACUACUUGCCCCAGCAGUUGGUGCAGCAGCUGGGCGACUGGCAGGAUGCCAACGGCCUCCUCAAAGUCGUGGAGUUCAACGGCUCGCAGUUCGCGCAAGCGGAGGAGUGGUUCUAUUACCCGGCAGCUGCUGCCAGAUCACCCACAGUUGGUAGUGUUCGCGCCUGCUUCAAGUACGUGCCCGAUGGACCGGCGUCGGUCAUCGCCCUGCAAACGGAUGACCGGCAGCAUGCAAAUGCAGCCACCUUCUUGCCCUAUCGACUGGUUUAUCGAGGCCUCUGCGGUGGCCGUUCCGGAGAGGCCCUGCAAAAGGCGCUCCUGGCCCAGGGGUCCAAGGACGGUGAGGAGCUGUACGAAGAGGAAGCCUGCACCACGGGCCCGUUCGCUUGCCUGUGCUGCUGUUGCAACCUGAUCACCAGGUGCUUCUCCCACUUGGCCCCGCCGCAGAUCUUCGCUGCGUUUCACGGGCACAGCAGCCCCAAUGAGUGUUUGGAGAAGCUGGCCCUGCUUGGACUGAUGAUGAAGUGGGGGCUGCGGCUGCUGUCCUGGCUCCUGCUGUAUGCUGGCACCUACGCCCUCUUUCAGCCAUUGCUGGUCUUCGUGGACAUCGUUCCAUUCCUUGGGCCUUACAUCAGCAGCGGCGCGGGUUGGGUCAUUGGCGUGGCGGUGUUCCUGGUGACCGCCAUGCUGGCCACGUUGGUCAUCUCCAUUGCCUUCCUCCUCUACCACCCACUGGUGGGCUUGACCUACAUGGCCUGCGUUGGCCUUCUCGUCGCCGUCACCGUCGGCAUCUCGCGCGUGAUGUCUGCCUAG
This is a messenger RNA of Symbiodinium natans, 1584 nucleotides long. Lineage: Eukaryota; Dinophyceae; Suessiales; Symbiodiniaceae. The record is from the annotation of a GenBank genome assembly.